CAUGUGUGAUGAAACUGCCACGUCGAGGACCAUCUGCACGCCUCUGCGCUGGUUCACAAACAUUUGUUCAAACAUUUUAGUUGUGUGAGUGUUUUUUACCUGCUGUGUGGCAACAUGCUGCUGAGUGUGCUGAGCUGGCUCUGCUCCUCCUCUCUGCUGCUGCUGCUGUCUGUCAGCGGGGGGAAGCUGCCCGAAGCUGAGGUGAAGAUAGAAGUUCUGCACAGACCUUUUCUCUGUCAUCGAAAAUCAAAGUAUGGAGAUAUCCUGCUGGUGCAUCAAGAAGGGUACUUUGAGAAUGGGACCAUGUUUCAUACCAGUCGAACUGAAGGUGACAAGAAUGCAAUGUGGUUUACGCUGGGCAUCAGAGAAGUGAUCAAAGGCUGGGACAAAGGCCUGCAGGACAUGUGUGCUGGAGAGAAGAGGAAACUGGUCAUACCUCCAGCCUUGGCCUAUGGAAAGGAAGGGAAAGGUAAGAUCCCACCUGAGAGCACACUGACCUUUGUUAUCGAGGUGCUUGAGAUCAGAAACGGGCCGAGGUCACAUGAGUCGUUCCAGGAGAUGGACCUUAAUGACGACUGGAGGCUCUCCAAGCAAGAGGUGAAAGAAUACCUGAGGAAAGAGUUUGAGCGCCAUGGCUACCCUCCCAACGACACUCUACACGAGAACAUGGUGGCGGAUAUCUUUGCCAAAGAGGAUGAGAACAAAGAUGGCUUCAUAUCCUCCAGAGAGUUUACUUACAAACACGAUGAACUUUAAAGGCUCACUCACGUAGUCUUUUAUAAGUUCAUUGUGGAAAUAUUGUGGUGCUUUGGAGUUGAUUGCACUCAGGUUAUCGUUUUAUAAAAGCAUUGCAUUUGUGUGGCGUGCGACAUGUAAACUCCUCCUGUGUAAAGAUUUGUGUGGUGGGAUUUGAGCCAAUGUUUGUUUUUUUUGUUUUUUGUUUUAGUGAUAUUUUGAAUUAGCAGAUAUUUGCAAGUUUUUUUUUUUAUCUGGAAAAAGUCAUAAAUGCAAAUGUGGCACAUUUACAUUUAAGAAAAUUAGACCAGGGUAAAAUGAUUCCAUACUUACAUUUUAAAGAUUUUUCAUUUGUUUGCAGAAUAUCUGUGGUGAAAAGGAGUAAAUGCCUGUAAGAAAAUAUUGGUUAAUAAACAUGUCUGUGAAAUUCCCCUGAAGGGAAAUGAAGUGUUUGCUUCCUUUUCAAAAUGUUGCCACAUUGAUGCUGUUUAGCUUUUUGUAGGUUUAUUUGGUAAUAAAGAGAGUUUGUUUAGUCAUGAAAUGUGAACUUCACAAGGACGAGCAGGUGUAGCUGAUAACAUAAAAGUUCCAUUUAAGUGCUUCUUAUAAUCCAGUAGACGCAAUAGAGGCACAACUAAAUGGAAUCCGACCAUGAUUAAUGCUAUUAGAGACACCUGUGUUUGAAAGGUCAAAAAAAUCUGAGAAUCUGAGAAAGUUCGAUUGCACAUGCAUACACUGCAAUGUCAAUGCUGAAUGAACGCAUUGUUCUGCGCUGAUCUGCAACAAGUGCACUUGUUGAAACGCACAUGGAAAAAGUAGAACGUUUAACAUCCUUUUUACUUUUUAAAAACUUGUAUAAUAAUAACUAAAUCUCUGUAGGCUUGGUGAGAUUAACUUUGCAUGUUUUCUUUAACAAUGUGCCAGAGGCUGUUUUGUUUUUUUCAGACAGACCGAGAAAACCAGAAAAUGUUCCCACACUGUCAACUAGAAUCUAGACUAUCCUGUUUCUGUAACUUUGGGGUUUGAACUUCUUCUCUGAAAACACAUCAAAACAAAAUUUUAUGUCAAUGUGAUCAAUAAAUUGGCAACUUUUUAAACAAAAUACUGUGGUUUAUUUGGAGGUCACACCUUGUAAUACUUUACACAUUGAACCAGCAGGUGGCACUGUCUUCACAGGUGUUAGUAUUGGUUAAUCCACUGGGAGAAAGGAAAGAGUAUAUCUCAUUCAUUAUCUAUUCAUAACAGUGUAACUUAAAACAGACGCUUUCCCAUAGUCUUAACGUGUCAGUUAACUGCUACACUUUUAUGAAUUCAUUUAUCAUUUCUUU
This is a messenger RNA of Larimichthys crocea (large yellow croaker), 2063 nucleotides long. RefSeq names its product peptidyl-prolyl cis-trans isomerase FKBP14. The transcript has 4 exons. The record is from RefSeq and is a predicted model, not a curated record. NCBI's taxonomy places the organism in Eukaryota, Metazoa, Chordata, Actinopteri, Sciaenidae. Gene Ontology annotation, molecular function: peptidyl-prolyl cis-trans isomerase activity; calcium ion binding. Bases 115 to 756 code for a protein of 213 amino acids.